GUUCAUGCCGAUUUACCAUUUGUUAUUGAAGAAUCAAUUGUUUGACUGGUCUGUAAUUUCUUGUUGCAUUCUUGCUGUAGGUUUGCAAGUUUCUGGGGGUAUCAAAGUUAUCCUUUUUACCUGAAUAUGGUUCCAAGCUACAUGAAGAUUAUGUGAUGGUGAUGCAUCUCCCAAAAUUUUCAAAGGAUGAUAAUUCCAGAAAGUGUUGUUUGUCUGAUUGUUUUAGUUGUUGUAAUGAUAACUGGCAAAAGGUUUGGGCAGUACUGAAACCUGGGUUCUUAGCACUGCUAGCAGAUCCUUUUGAUGUACAACCUUUGGACAUUAUUGCUUUUGAUGUACUACCUUCCUCCGAUGGGAAUGUGGAUCAUCGUCAAUCACUGGCACAAGAAAUGAAGGAUCGAAAUCCCUUGCGCCAUUCGUUUAAGGUAACUUGUGGAAACCGGUGUAUUAGAGUUAGAGUAAAAAGUAGUGCUAAAGUUAAAGAUUGGGUCACUGCAAUUAAUGAUGCUGGACUCAAGCCCCCUGAAGGAUGGUGUCAUCCCCACCGCUAUGGUUCUUAUGCUCCUCCAAGAGGCUUGAUCAAAGAUGGAAGUCAGGCCCAAUGGUUUGUAGAUGGUCGUGCCGCAUUUGAGGCAAUUGCUUCUUCAAUCAAGGAUGCAAAAUCAGAGAUAUUUAUUUGUGGCUGGUGGUUGUGCCCAGAACUGUAUCUAAAGCGCCCUUUUCAUGCUCAUGCUUCAUCAAGGCUUGAUAAUUUGCUGGAAGCAAGAGCUAAGCAAGGGGUCCAGAUUUUCGUUCUUAUCUACAAAGAGGUAGCCCUUGCUUUGAAAAUCAAUAGUUCUUAUAGCAGGAGAAAGCUUCUUAGCAUUCACGAGAAUGUGAGGGUAUUACGCUAUCCUGACCACUUUUCUACUGGUGUUUACCUGUGGUCGCAUCAUGAGAAACUUGUGAUUGUUGACCACCAGAUUUGCUUUAUUGGAGGACUGGAUUUGUGCUUUGGUCGUUAUGACACCCCUGAACAUAAAGUUGGGGAUCUCCCUCCUAUUAUCUGGCCAGGAAAGGACUAUUAUAAUCCAAGGGAAUCUGAACCAAAUUCAUGGGAAGAUAUGAUGAAAGAUGAAUUGGACCGUGGAAAAUACCCGCGUAUGCCUUGGCAUGAUGUUCAUUGUGCACUUUGGGGGCCCCCUUGUCGUGACAUAGCGAGGCACUUUGUUCAGAGAUGGAAUUUUGCCAAGAGGAACAAAGCUCCAAAUGAGCAAGCGAUACCAUUACUUAUGCCUCGGCAUCAUAUGGUUAUUCCACAUUACUUGGGAAAGGACACAGAGGUGAAGAUUGAAUACAAGAAUAAUGACAACAACAGAACCAUGAUGAGGGAAGACUCCUUUAGCUCAGCAACUGAUGAUAUUCCUUUACUAUUGCCUCGGGAGUCUGGUGGGCUCAAUACUUCUGAAGAAGACCCCAAAAGUGGGUCAAGCUCAUUUUCAUAUCUGCGUGACCAGACUGCUAGUAGGCUCAGCAGCGGUCUUUCUUUCUCUUUAUGGAAGACCAGAGUUGAACCACUUAGUUCUGAUACACCAAUGAAGGGAUUUGUAGACAAUCUUGAUGGUGUGCAAGUGCGUCAUCAAAGGAAAAUGUCUCUAGAUAGAGUAUCUCUUGGUGAUGUCCAGAAUUCAGAUCAAGAGUGGUGGAAAACACCAGGACCUGGUGAGCAUGGAGGUUUUGCAGAAGACUCUGGACAAGUUGGCCCUCGUGUUUCGUGUCGUUGUCAGGUUAUUAGGAGUGUCACUCAAUGGUCAGCUGGAACAAGCCAAACCGAAGAAAGCAUCCACAAGGCAUAUUGCUCUCUAAUUGAGAAGGCAGAAUAUUUCAUCUACAUUGAGAAUCAAUUUUUUAUCUCAGGUCUUUCACGGGAUGAUGUAAUACGAAAUCGUGUAUCAGAAGCUUUAUAUCAACGCAUUAGGCGAGCUUACGACGAUAAGAAAACUUUCAGGGUUAUAAUUGUCAUACCUCUCCUUCCUGGCUUCCAGGGGGGCCUGGACGACAGUGGUGCAGCCUCUGUGAGAGCCAUAAUGCAUUGGCAGUAUAGAACUAUCUGCCGAGGACAGAAUUCUAUAUUACAUAAUUUGUAUGAACUUCUUGGUUCAAAAAUGCAUGACUAUAUCUCUUUCUUCGGCCUCAGGGCACAUGGUAGACUUUGUGAAAGUGUUCCCUUGGUAACCAGCCAGAUCUAUGUUCACAGCAAAAUCAUGAUUAUUGAUGAUUGUACAUGUUUGAUUGGAUCUGCUAAUAUUAAUGAUAGGAGUUUACUUGGCUCCAGAGAUUCUGAGAUUGGUGUAGUUAUAGAAGACAGAGAACUGAUUGAUUCCUAUAUGGAUGGAAAGCCUUGGAAGGCAGGAAAAUUCUCCUUGACUCUCCGAUUGUCACUAUGGUCUGAGCAUUUAGGUCUUGGAGCAGGAGAGGCCAAUCAAAUAAUGGAUCCAGUUGUUGAGUCUACCUACAAUGACAUUUGGUUGGCAAGAGCAAAGGAAAAUACUAAAAUUUACCAGGAUGUCUUUUCUUGUGUUCCUAAUGAUGUGAUACACAACAGAUAUGCUUUCCGACAAAGCGUUGCUUUUUGGAAAGACAAGAUAGGUCACAGUACUAUUGAUCUAGGGAUAGCUCCAAAAAAGUUAGAAAAUCAUCAUGACGGAGUUACUGAGAGCAUUGAUCCCAUGGAGAGGUUAGCGUCAGUGAAAGGUCACCUUGUUAGUUUCCCCCUGGAGUUCAUGAGCUUAGAAAAUCUAAGACCUGCUUUCAAUGAAGGCGAGUUCUAUGCUGCCCAAGUUUUCCAUUGACUAUCAUGUCUCAGCAAGAGAUAUGUUUCACCAUUACACACACCUUUUUUUUUUUUUACGUGAGGUUUUGUAAGUUAUUGUUUGCAGAGAUUUUUCUAUUGCAACUCUGCAAGAGAGAGAGAGAGAGAGAGAACCCCUGGCGAGGGGCACUUGAGUUACAAUAUCAAGAAAAAAAUAUGUAUUAGAAUGUUUAUGAAAUUCGUCAUUUUUUUCAUAAAUGAAAAUAACAUCAAUUUUCAUA
This is a messenger RNA of Arachis ipaensis, 3072 nucleotides long. RefSeq names its product phospholipase D P1 (gene PLDP1). Gene Ontology annotation, cellular component: plasma membrane. Gene Ontology annotation, molecular function: D-type glycerophospholipase activity. Lineage: Eukaryota; Viridiplantae; Streptophyta; Magnoliopsida; Fabales; Fabaceae. The record is from RefSeq and is a predicted model, not a curated record. Gene Ontology annotation, biological process: intracellular signal transduction; phospholipid catabolic process; phosphatidic acid biosynthetic process.